Doryrhamphus excisus (bluestripe pipefish) is the source of this 3294-nucleotide messenger RNA. It is a transcript of the gene bub1, whose product is annotated as BUB1 mitotic checkpoint serine/threonine kinase. The record is from RefSeq and is a predicted model, not a curated record. Gene Ontology annotation, cellular component: nucleus. Gene Ontology annotation, biological process: protein phosphorylation; mitotic spindle assembly checkpoint signaling; meiotic sister chromatid cohesion, centromeric. Lineage: Eukaryota; Metazoa; Chordata; Actinopteri; Syngnathiformes; Syngnathidae. Gene Ontology annotation, molecular function: ATP binding; protein kinase activity.
GAAGACUGCUUAGUGAAAUUAUUGCAUUGCUAUUGGUUGAGUCUGAAAUUUGAAAUGCCGUCAUCGGAAAAGGGAAAAGAACGUCAACAGUGAAGCUUUCUGUGAAAAAGCAAUGGGUGAGAACUCUGAUGCUGACCAGAAAACAUUGAAGAGUCAGGCAAGGUCGGCUGAAAUUGGGCUACACGAAUACAGUCUCAUCCUCAGGAAGUUUCAAUCCACAAGCAGAAGCCAGGGAACGGCACCCAGAGGAGGUCAAAAGCCGCUUAGAGACUCCCGGUUAACAAACGAGAUGUCUUCACAAAGGGAGGCGGCUCGUCACUCAGAGGCCGCAAUGGACUUCCAAGCCAAAGCGGCGUCCCGCAUCACCGUCACCACGAUGUCACGCUCUGAGACUUCCGCCGCCAUCUCCUCCUCCGGCAAAAGCGCCAACGUCACGUUGGUGCCGCAGUACUCCAAGGAUGCGCUCGCGUGUGAAGGUUCUGAGUUGUGCUUCGAGGAAGUGCGAGCUCAAAGGUUCUUCCAAAAGAUGCAAGAGAAGCUGCAGAACAAGCAGACAGGAAUCCGAGAGGAAAAGGUGAGGAAUCAGAGCAGACUCGACAGCCUUGAACUUGAAAUGAAACCUAUCCUGCCAUGCAAGCUGCCUGCAGCACACAGGGUGGAAGGUGAGCAUCCCGAGCCUGACCUGAAGGACUUUGGGCGUCCUCGUGCCUUUUCUUGCCUGAGCAGCAGACCCCCGCUCAGCCUCGUUCAAAAGUCCAGUGUUCUACCAGAACAUUCUCAAAGCUGGAGGUUCCCCACAACGCCCGGCGGCAACACAAUCGGCUCAGACGAAUUCCGUCAUGCAUCCGUUUUGGCUGAGCAGAGGAAAAGUUUGCUCAAAGACACUUCUGGGUCCGAAGACAGACGCCCAUCGGAAUCAUUGGAGACGCUGAAUGCAUCACAGGAAGGCACCGCCAGCGUUUCCCACAUCACUCCCAACAACUCACUGGCUUUGGCGCACGCCACUCCAUCAUGGGUGCUGCCAUCUCCUACUGUCAACACACGCGAGGCUCUGGGUGUCAUCAUGGACAUGUUCCAGGCCCCCACGCUCCUGGAGGACCCUUCCAACAACAUCUCAGCUUUCCUCGCUGGCGGGAGGCCGCUGGAUGACGGGAAUUCAACAUAUGUCCCCGCCCUGCUGGCCGACGUGAGCGCCCACCAGCCCUUCACCGUCUACCAGGAUGACUGUCACAAAGAAAAUGUCACGUCCGCCCCGCCCCAAGCCGCACACAAGAGUAAACCAGUCCGAGCCUUGUCUGAGCUGCCACUGUCCGAGUGGAAAAAGACCAGCAUGAGUGAGGACUGUCCCCAGGACAAGACGCCUGAGGAGACCACCAUGUGGGGCGCUCGCGACAAUGUGCUCAGCUCUCUGGCGGCGUGUCCCAACAGCACCGCCGACUUCGCCAUGCUGGCACACUGCGUGUCCACGCCCUUCACACACAAAGCGCCCGCCAACGUUUUCCAGGACGAAGACAACAAGUGUGAUGGCACAGAAGCCAAUGAAAAUGCUUUCAUCAGACGUCAACACAAGCUCAGCCCCAUCAUGGAGCAGAGUCCGUCUGACGACAAGCCGCCCGACGCCGCAUCCAAUGUGGCCUCAGCAGCGUCACACUGCACCAUCAUGGGGGAGCCGCUCUCCGCCGCCGGCGCCGACUGCCACCUGACUGCAUCCACCUCCACCAUGAUGCCCCCGCCGCCCACCGUGCUCUCCUUCAGGGAGCAGACGCUCGGCCCCUGUGACUCAUCAGCCCCCAGGACCAGUGGACUUCACUGGGGCGUGGCCUCUGACCCGGCGCCGCCUGCAGACUGCACCUCUCUCAGGGGUCCGUUUAGCAUCCCGAACAACUUAGAACACAGCAGGCAAAAAGCCGGGGACCUUCCCGCUGCGUCCGACUGGCCGCCCACCCCCACAGCCCAGCCCAACCUGGACGCUUUCCCCAGUCCACGUAGGGGUCUGGAUGUCUGCAUGAGUCCAGAACCUCCAUGUGACGUGCCCAUGAGCCCGACGCCGCUCGCCUCGCACGAUGAGCCUAUGGCGAGCCCGGAAAAAGACCCCGUUCCCGGGGCGAGCCUCACCGGGCUGCUUUCGAAUCCGUGGAGCAGCGACCUCAUCUCUGAACUCCUGUCACGUAUGAACCCGCCUCUCAGCUCGCACUCGCGAUACGUCAGCUGGCGGCACAGCCUCCCCAACAUCACGCCCAAGAUGAGCAUCAGCGUGGGAAACUGGUCUCUGCGAGUGGACCGCGUCCUGGGCAAAGGAGCGUUCGCCACGGUUUAUCAGGCCACCAACCCCGAGAGCUCAGAGCAGAUGGUGCUGAAGGUGCAGAAGCCGUCCAAUCCCUGGGAGUUUUACAUCAACACUCAGCUGGACGCUCGCCUGCCGCCGCACACGCGUCGCCUGUACGGCCGUGUCCAUUCUGCUCACCUUUUCACCAACGGCAGCAUCCUGAUGGCUGACCUGCAUCACUACGGCACCCUGCUGAACGCCAUCAACGUGUACAAGCAACUCGGCGAGAAGGUCAUGCCUCAGCCGCUCGUCAUCUACUUCACCUUGUGCAUCUUGCGUAUGGUGGAAGAACUGCACACCGUCCGCAUCAUCCAUGCCGACAUCAAACCCGACAACUUCAUGCUCUCACACGAGUUCUUGGAGAACAAGUUUGCUUGUGACAACUUGGAGCAGGGUCUGGUCCUCAUCGACUUGGGUCAAAGUAUCGACAUGGACCUUUUCCCAGAAGGAACGGCUUUCACCGCCAAGUGUCUGACAUCAGGAUUCCAAUGCACUGAGAUGCUCCACGGGAAACCCUGGAACUACCAGACGGACUAUUUUGGGAUUGCGGGCACGGUGCACUGCAUGCUGUUUGGGACGUACAUGCAAGUGGUGAACGACGGCGGCGUGUGGAGGACCACCGCCGUGUUUCGAAGGAACCCUCACAGCGACAUGUGGCUGGACUUGUUCCACGCGCUGCUCAACAUCCCCCAGUGCGGCCCGUUGGCGAGUCUGAGCGCCCUCCGCCACCGCCUGGAGUCCGUCCUGCAGGACAACUACAGCAGCAAGAUGGCGUCACUAAAGAGCCGCCUGGUGGUUCUCCUGCUGGAGAGCAUCAAGGCCGCUCGCAGAUGACACCUCCCCACCCCAUCCGCACACGGCCGGCCUCCCGUGUUACGCCCCCUAGUGACUUUUUAGCGGAGUUGAUGAGUAGGUGUUAUGAUCUUCUGGUGUUGGACGGAGAAAACAAUAAAGACAAACAAGCAAUA